Homarus americanus (American lobster) is the source of this 405-nucleotide messenger RNA. Its product is annotated as extensin-like. NCBI's taxonomy places the organism in Eukaryota, Metazoa, Arthropoda, Malacostraca, Decapoda, Nephropidae. The record is from RefSeq and is a predicted model, not a curated record. Bases 1 to 405 code for a protein of 134 amino acids. The transcript has a single exon.
AUGUCUAACCCACACCAAGACAAGUCUCCACACCAAGAUGUUCCACACCAAGACACACCAGAUGUCUCAACCCCAAGACCCACACCAAGAUGUCCAACCCACACCAAGAUGUCUCAACCCACACCAAGAUGUUCCAACCCACACCCAGAUGUCUCAACCCACACCAAGAUGUUCUCCAACCCCACCAAGAUGUCUCAACCCACACCUAGAUGUCUCAACCCACACCUCACACCCACACCAAGAUGUCUCAACCCACACCAAGAUGUCUCAACCCACACCAAGACGUCUCAACCCACACCAAGAUGUCUCAACCCACACCAAGAUGUCUCAACCCACACCAAGAUGUCUCAACCCACACCAAGAUGUCUCAACCCACACCUAGAUGUCUCACCCACACCUAGAUAA